AUGACAUAUAGGCAACCAUACCUCCCUGCUCACUACAGACAACUAUGUCGACGAGUCUAUAAACUUCCUCUCUCGAGGGCAAUGAUAUCUCGCCUUAUGGACUUGUCCAAGCAUAAAUUCACAACCAUUAAUCCAUAUAGUCCCAGAUUUAGUUCUACAAAGUUUCACAAUUAUAUGACUCUACUUGACGACAUUCUCGUCGAGGAAAAGUAUAGUCGUGUUCACGAUCUCUUAGAUCUUAUUUACAAAUUGCCAGCUUCGUCUCAGAGCUGGAAGGAUAAAUUUCUCACUAUUGAUUACAAAGAACUUGAAAAUCACUGGCCCCAAGUCCAUGCUAUAGAUGAAAUAACCAGUGACCCCAAAUAUUUAGAAGCAUACAGGGAGAAACAAAGAGCGGAAAAGAAUGAAGAAGUUUCAGUUGUCAAGCAUUUUGGCUUGAAGUCCAAAAGAGACAAUCAGUCACCAGCUUUGACUAUGAUUCGAAAAUACUCUGAUGUAGAUCAAGACGAUUCAAUUCCACAAGUGUUGAAAAACGUUCAAGAGCUACACAAGUUUCUUUUCAAAAACCAAGCCGUAUUUGAUGUCAAAAUUCCACCCUUGGAAGUAUUUUAUCCUACGAAUAAGGUCGCUCUUCCCAUUCAUCCUCGUGAACGGAACAAGUUAUUGAAAAAGAAAGUAGCUUCCAUCAGAAAUGUUUUCAAGUCACUACGUCCAAUUGCUGAAGAUGACCUUCGCCAGCUCUACGAGUUUGCUAUCCACAGACCUUCUGUAUCCCAUAAACCCGAGUAUAACAUUAACGACAAAUUCUAUAAAUACAUGAUAAAAAAGCAUAAUCACGAAAAGGACAAUCUAGCACCAGUUAUACGUCAUUAUUUACGACAGAAGAAACUAAUCCCUAACGACCACAACAUUAGAAAACUUUUUCGCGAAUAUGUGAUGAAGCAGUUCUAUCAAACAAGCAACAGCAAGAACGAGAAUAUUGAAGAAUAUAGAAUGAGCUGGAUGCAAAAUUAUUUCGAAAACGAAACUUCGAUAUUGGAAUCUGCCAUUCCUUCUACUCAGCUCCCCAAACCAAGCACCACGUAA
Messenger RNA from Scheffersomyces stipitis CBS 6054, 1086 nucleotides. RefSeq lists its product as uncharacterized. The coding region runs from base 1 to 1086 and encodes 361 amino acids. The record is from RefSeq and is a predicted model, not a curated record. Lineage: Eukaryota; Fungi; Ascomycota; Pichiomycetes; Serinales; Debaryomycetaceae. The transcript has a single exon.